CUUGAUAUAUGAACUGUGGCACAUAUAUCGAAGAGUUUUAUGGAAAAAGAAAAUGGCGGAGAUCAUUUCAGUCGCCAUUCAUAACGACGUAGCAAAUAAAAAGCAUGUUAUGUAUUUAUCGACUUGUUGCGGUAUAUGAAAAGUCACCUUAUGUAUAACUGCAUAAAAAAGUCAAACAAUAAGUUUAUCUGUAUAUAUAUUUUAUUAUAUUCAGUAUAACCUGUGAGAAGAACAGUUGGUAGUGUAGUUGGUAAUAGUAGGCAAAUCGAAUGUACAGACAUCAUAAGUAUCGAUUGAAAUAUUCGUUGAACGAUUUAAUCAAACUCGAUUUUUGAUAGCUUAUGCUAUUUAGAACGUUAGUGCACGAUAGUGAUCAUCUUGCUAUUUAUUUUUAUAAAGUUUAAUUUGUUUUUCAAUAUUAACAAAGCGUCGAUAUAAAAAUGGCUUCUGCCAAAAUUGAUUGGGGGAAAUUUGCUGAAGAACAAGAUAAAUUAGCUUCUAAGGUAACAAAUUUAAAUCUAGAGAAGCCAAAAGAAACAUCAGGAAAUGCAAAUGAGGAUACAAAAAGUGAUGAUGGUACAGAAGAACAGAUUUCACCGGCAGAAAAAUCUUUAUUGCAAAAAAUUAUAAGGAAAGGAUUGGUUGAAACCACAAAAGAUAUAGAAGUACAAAGAAAGGAUCCGUCAUCUCCAUUAUAUAGUGUUAAAUCUUUUGAAGCACUUCAUCUUAAACCUGCAUUAUUAAAAGGAGUUUAUGCAAUGGGUUUUAAUGCACCAUCAAAGAUUCAAGAAACAGCGUUACCAACUUUGCUUGCCGAUCCGCCUCAUAAUAUGAUAGCACAAUCACAAUCUGGAACUGGUAAAACUGCAGCAUUUGUAUUAGCCAUGUUAAGUAGAGUAGAUACAAAUAAGGAUUAUCCACAAGUACUUUGUUUAUCACCUACAUAUGAAUUAGCGAUACAAACUGGAGAAGUUGCUGCUAAAAUGUCACGUUUCUGUCCUGAAAUUAAAUUGAAGUAUGCUGUUAGAGGGGAAGAAAUUCCACGUGGCACAAAAAUCAAAGAUCAUAUCAUUAUAGGAACACCAGGAAAAGUUUUAGAUUGGGCACUCAAAUUUAAAUUUUUUAAUUUAUACAAAAUCUCAGUUUUUGUCCUUGAUGAAGCUGAUGUAAUGAUAGCAACACAAGGCCAUCAAGACCAAUGUAUCCGCAUUCACAAAUUACUUUCACGCACAUGUCAAAUGAUGUUUUUCUCAGCAACAUAUGAAGCUGCAGUAAUGGCAUUUGCUGAAAUUAUAGUUAGCAAUCCUCUCAUAAUACGAUUAAUGAAAGAAGAAGAAAGUUUAGAUAACAUUAAACAAUAUUAUGUCAAAUGCAAAGACAUAGAUGAAAAAUAUGCAGCUAUUACCAAUAUUUAUGGUGUAAUAACAAUCGGACAAGCGAUUAUUUUCUGCCAUACCAAGAAAACGGCUAGUUGGUUAGCAGAAAAAAUGACAAAAGAUGGUCAUGCAGUAGCAGUUUUAACUGGUGAAUUAACAGUAGAACAAAGAAUUUCUGUAUUGGAUAGAUUUAGGGCCGGCCUGGAAAAAGUUCUUAUUACAACGAACGUAUUAGCAAGAGGUAUCGACGUGGAGCAAGUAACUAUAGUAGUAAAUUUUGAUUUACCAAUGGAUCAAAAUCGUCAAGCUGAUUGCGAAACAUAUUUACAUAGAAUCGGUAGGACAGGACGUUUUGGCAAAUCUGGAAUUGCCAUUAAUUUAAUAGAUUCGUCACACGCAAUGCAAUUAUGUAAAGACAUAGAAAAACAUUUUGGAAAGAAGAUACAAUACCUCGACGCAGAAGAUGCAGAUGAAAUUGAAAAAAUUGGUGCAUAAAUCAUUUUACGUAGAAUGUCAAGGACGAUUCUGUAUCAGUUAUUUAUAGCUAUAAUUUGCUAUAAAGUAUUCUAAAAAUGAACUCAUAUUUGAACCAUCUGCAAUGCCAUAUAUUUCUUUUCCAAUAGCACAUAUUUCUACUAAACAAGUCUUAUACUUAUUUUUCAUUAUGUAUAUUUAUCGGCUUAUAUUAGUUAAUGAUAUGGUGAUUGGAUAAGAAAUAUAAAUAAAUGAAAUUCAGGAAUAUAAUUACAACGAUAUACUCUCUAUAGAAAGGAAAAAGAUGUUUUUAUAUAAUGUAUGAAAUGUUCUUAUCCAUAAUAGGUUAAUACGAUUUAAUUAUUAUCUCCCUGAUUUUGUAUAUAAAACAACAAAUAUUUACUUUCCCAUACCCGUGUAAAAAUAAAACUUAUCCAAGGAAAAAAAAUACAAAAUAACAAAUUUGUACGUCAUCAUAUAUUGAAAAUCAUGUAAGAGAACAUAUUCAUAAGUUAUUUCAUACUUGUAUGAUGGCAUUACAGAUCAUAGCAUAUACAAUUAAUAAAAUAAACUUACUUUCUAAAUAUUA
This is a messenger RNA of Vespula pensylvanica (western yellowjacket), 2439 nucleotides long. RefSeq names its product DEAD-box helicase Dbp80 (gene Dbp80). The coding region runs from base 441 to 1871 and encodes 476 amino acids. NCBI's taxonomy places the organism in Eukaryota, Metazoa, Arthropoda, Insecta, Hymenoptera, Vespidae. Gene Ontology annotation, cellular component: cytoplasmic stress granule; nucleus. The record is from RefSeq and is a predicted model, not a curated record. The transcript is spliced from 8 exons. Gene Ontology annotation, molecular function: ATP binding; RNA helicase activity; RNA binding. Gene Ontology annotation, biological process: poly(A)+ mRNA export from nucleus.